CCCCACUUCUCAUGUAAAUACUAAAUUACCUUAUCAUAACAUUUUCACGGCAAAUUGAUAAGAGAGAGAAGAAAGACAAAUCCAUUCGCAAAAGACCGAAAUCGCUUGGAGAAGUCCAAGAUCAUGUGAAAUAGGCUCACUCUUGCGUGAUUGAUGAUUACGCGAUUGUAUUUCAUAAAGACAUGGGGCCCGCACCGUCGGACUUCGUAACUUUGGCACCCAAAACUGGCGGUGUUUAUUUUCUUCAUCAAAAGCUUCUCGAGACAGAGAUAGUGAGAGGCGUAAGCUGCUGCUGCUUCCCUUCACGGCCCUUACUGAGUUACUGUCCCUCCGAUCAGGUGGGAACAACUCUCCUUUCGAAGACCAUCUUCUUCGCUUCUUACUAGUUUUUCAUUCAGUCUCUCUCUCUCUCUUGUUCGGGUUUGGUUUGGUUUCUGGGUGCCCCACCCUCCCUCCUAUCAGGUGGGAACGCUAUCCGCUGCCACUACAAAGUCGUUUCUCUUUUCAACACUUCCAUUUCUCUGAAUUACCCAAAAACUCGUCCCUUCUCUCUCACACAAACGAAAUCUUCAAUUUUUCUGAAUACCCAAAAGCUUCUCUCUGUGGAAAGUUCGUUACUUGUUUUCCUUUUUUUUCUUCUUCUUCUUCUUCCUGAGCGAUGGUGGCUUGGACAGGGACUUGGGCUUUAAUAUGGGCGUUGAUGUUGGCUUGGGCCUGGCAGAGCUGUGAUGGGUUCGGUACAUUCGGUUUCGAUGUUCAUCACCGCUUCUCCGAUCCCGUCAAGGGGAUUCUGUCCGUGGAUGAGCUACCGGAGAAGGGCUCCGUGGAAUACUACUCGACUAUGGCCCACCUAGACCGAGUGAUGCGUGGCCGACUCCUAGCGGGGUCGGACGAUCAGACGGCCCUCACUUUCUUCAAUGGCAAUGACACUUACAGGCUUAGCUCUUUGGGAUUUCUCUAUUAUGCCAAUAUAACAGUCGGAACUCCGAGAAAAUGGUUCCUUGUAGCACUGGACACGGGCAGUGACCUUUUCUGGUUACCAUGUGACUGUACCAGUUGUGUUCAUGGACAGCAAAUUGACUUUAACAUCUACAGUCCGAGUGAAUCAUCGACAAGUGCAGAGGUUAAUUGCAGCAGUUCCUUAUGUGCAUUGCAGAAACAAUGCUCAUCUGCUCGUGACACUUGUCCUUAUAAAGUGCAGUAUCUUUCUAACAACACUUCAACGACUGGGGUUUUGGUAGAGGAUGUAUUGCACUUGACCCCAGAUGAUAGUCAAUUUCAAGUUGUUGACACACAGAUCACGUUAGGUUGUGGGCAGCAGCAAACAGGUUCUUUUUUGGAGGGUGCAGCUCCAAAUGGCCUAUUCGGACUUGGUAUGAGUAAUAUAUCGGUUCCAAGCAUUUUAGCAGAGCAAGGGAUUGUUUCAAAUUCUUUCUCCAUGUGCUUUGGACCCGGGAUUGGGAGAAUCAGAUUUGGAGAUAAAGGAACCUCGGAUCAAGGAGAAACAUCUUUCAAUAUUCUUGGACGACGGCAUCCAACAUACAAUGUCAGCAUCACUCAAAUAAACAUGAAUGGAACUGUUACUGAUCUCGAUUUCAGUGCAAUUUUUGACUCCGGUACCUCAUUCACAUACCUGAAUGAUCCAGCUUAUACACAUAUAUCCGAGAGUUUUGAUUCUUUCAUAAAAGAAAAGCGGCAUUCUUCUGAUCCCGAUAUCCCUUUUGAAUACUGUUAUGACAUAAGUCCAAACCAAUCAACUAUAGACAUUCCCAAUUUAAAUCUGACAAUGAAAGGGGGGCAGCAGUUUUUUGUCACCGAUCCAUUAGUGUUUAUAUCUAAUCAGAAUCAAACAAUAUUUUGCCUAGGACUUGUCAGAAGUGGAGAUGUGAAUAUCAUUGGAGAAAACUUCAUGACUGGUUAUCGGAUAGUUUUUGAUCGCGAGAAGAUGGUAUUGGGUUGGAGGGCUUCUGACUGUUACGAUAUUCCAAACUCCAACACUCUACCGAUCAGCCCAACAGGCUCUACCGCAGUUUCCCCAGCCACAGCACUCGAUCCGCAAGCUACAGCGGGAGGGAGAAACAAUCCUCAGGUAUCAAGUAUACCAUCGAACGCUGGAAAUGGUCCACUGCAGUUGAACCCAUUUGCUUAUUUUUCCAUUAUUGUUUCGCCAUUUUUUGAUCAUUGUUUCUCCAUUUCUUUUUGCCAAUUGUUUUUCCUCCUUUCCAUGAGAGUAUUUUAUGUAUGAAUUGGCAUUCUUCUAGUUAAAGUUACAGGGUAUACCAGAAACAUUAUUAGCCAA
Molecule: messenger RNA, 2299 nt
Organism: Tripterygium wilfordii
Lineage: Eukaryota; Viridiplantae; Streptophyta; Magnoliopsida; Celastrales; Celastraceae
Product: aspartyl protease family protein 1-like
Exons: 10
Coding region: 659-2245 (528 amino acids)
Biological process (GO): proteolysis
Molecular function (GO): aspartic-type endopeptidase activity
Source: RefSeq, a predicted model, not a curated record